AGGCUUCUUGCCUGGACCAGAGGCUGGGCGGCGGGCGAAGGGAGCGAUGGCUUGGCCGAGCCUGGCAUCCUUGCUCCCCUGGAUUGGAACUCAAGCCUUGGGCGGAGAGCGCGGAUAGCGGGGCCUGGACCUGGGAGCCUGGAGCCGGUAAGGGGCGAGAAGGGGAGAGAAGAAGGCAAGAGGAGCCCCAGCCUCUCCAAAGGCAACUACUCACCUGCUGCCAUGAGUCUCCUUGCAAACUCAGCAGAAGGAAGGAAACAAUAAUAAUAAUAAUAAUUUGCCAUUUUGAAUAUAUUUUAUUUAUUUUUAAAUCAAGGAAAGAAAGGGAAAGAGAGCUGGUUUGGCACAGAAUUGGACUCAAAACAUAAUAAUAAUAAUAAUAAUAAUAAUAAUAAUAAUAAUAACAAUAAUAAUAAUAAUAAUUUGCCAUUAUAUUUAAGAGUAAUAUUUUUAAAUCAAGCAAAGCAAGGGAAAGAGAACUGGUUUGGCACAGAAUUGGACCCAAAACAUAAUAAUAAUAAUAAUAAUUUGCCAUUAUAUUUAAGAGUAAUAUUUUUAAAUCAAGCAAAGCAAGGGAAAGAGAACUGGUUUGGCACAGAAUUGGACCCAAAACAUAAUAAUAAUAAUAAUAAUUUGCCAUUAUAUUUAAGAGUAAUAUUUUUAAAUCAAGCAAAGCAAGGGAAAGAGAGCUGCUUUGGCACAGAAUUGGACUCAAAACAUAAUAAUAAUACUAAUAAUAAUAAUAAUAAUAAUAAUAAUAAUAAUUUUCCAUUUAUAAGGGUAAUAUUUUUAAAUCAAGGAAAGCAAGGGAAAGAGAGCUGGUUUGGCACAGAAUUGGACCCAAAACAUAAUAAUAACAAUUUGCCAUUAUAAAUAUUUAAAAAUAUUUCUCUCUCUCUCUCUCUCUCUCUCUCUCUAUAUAUAUAUAUAUAUAAAGAGUAAUAUUUUUAAAUCAAGGAAAGCAAGGGAAAGAGAGCUGGUUUGGCACAGAAUUGGACCCAAAACAUCAUAAUAACAAUUUGCCAUUAUAUUUAAGAGUAAUAUUUUUAAAUCAAGGAAAGCAAGGGAAAGAGAGUUGGUUUUGCACAGAAUUGGACCCCAAACCAUCCAAGAUUGGAGACUCCUUGGGAAUCCCUUUCAGGUGGGAUCCCUUCCAGCCCCCACUGCUUGCUUUUCCAAGCCAGGAAGGUCCAGGUCCGGUUUCCCGGGGAGAGGCUCAAAUAUCCCGAGCGAGCGAGCGAGCCCUUGAACUCUCUUCUAAGGGCAGGGCUUUGCAAGAAGGGAGCGGAGGAGGGCAGUGCCAGGCAGGCCAAAGCUGGCCAGAGGAGCAGGAAGGACAACACAGGCCCAGCCAAGCCCAGAGGGAGCCCGAGAGCUGACUCUAUCAAAGGGCAGAUUUUUAUCUCAACGGGAAAUAAGACUUUUGAGAACUGAAGAAAGGAAUUUGGAAAAACUUCGCCAAGAAGUAGCUGGAGGAGGAAAAGGAAUCACUUCUUUGAGUAGUUCCAAAUAAGUCGGACAUUGCUGGUCUCAGAGGGCAUCAAGGUGUCGAAAGAUGCAUUUGGAUUAACUAAGGCUCUGCUGCAGAUUGGCUCCAGCACCAAACAAACAAUCACUUCUCAGAGUAGUUCCAAAAAAGUCUAACAUUGCUGGGCUUGAAGGACAUCAAGGUGUCAAAGGCUGCGUUUGGAGAAACUGAGGCACCGCUGCAGAUUGGUUCCAGCACCAAGCAAACAAGGAAUCGCUUCUCAGAGUAGUUCCAAAUAAGUCUUAAAUUGCUGGUCUUGAAGGACAUCAGGUUGUUGAAGGCUGCAUUUGGAGAAACUACGGCAACGCUGCAAAUUGGUUCCAGCUCCAAACAAACAAGGAAUCGCUUCUCAGAGUAGUUCCAAAAAUGUCUAACAUUGCUGGGCUUGAAGGACAUCAAGGUGUCGAAGGCUGCAUUUGGAGAAAUUAAGGCACUGCUGCAAAUUGGUUCCAGUGCCAAACAAACAAGGAAUCACUUCCCAGAGUAGUUCCAGAUAAGUUGUACAUUGCUGGUCUUGGAGAACAUCAAGGUGUCAAAGGCUGCAUUUGGAUGCACAUAAAGCACGGUUGCAGAGUGGCUCCAGCGCCAAACAAGCAAGGAAUCGCUUCUCCAAGUAGUUCCAAAUAAGUCGUACAUUGCUAGUCUUGAAGGACAUCAAGGUGUUGAAGGCUGCAUUUGGAGAAACUGAGGCACCACUGCAGAUUGGCUCCAGCACCAAACAAACCGGAAUCGCUUCUCAGAGUAGUUCCAAAAAAGUCUAACAUUGCUGGGCUUGAAGGACAUCAAGGUGUCGAAGGCUGCAUUUGGAGAAACAGGCACCGCUGCAGCUUGGCUCCAGCACCAAACAAACAAGGAAUCACUUCUCAGACUAGUUCCAGAUAAGUUUUACAUUGCCGGUCUUGAAGGCCAUCAAGGUGUCAAAGGCUGCAUUCAGAUGAACUAAGGCUCUGCAGUGCCAAACAAACAAGGAAUCCCUUCUCGAACUAGUUCCAAAUAAGUCUAACAUUGCUGAUUUUGGAAAGCAUCAAGGUGUCAAAGGCUUGGGAGACCUAAAGCACUGCUGCAGAUUGGCUCCAGCAUCAAACAAACAAGGAACCAUUUCUUAGACUAGUUCUAAAUAAGUUUUACAUUGCUGGUCUUGAAGGGCAUCAAGGUGUUGAAGGCUGCAUUUGGAUGCACAUAAGGCACCUCUGCAGAUUGGCUCCAGCGCCAAACAAACAAGGAAUCCUUUCUCAGAGUAGUUCCAAAUAAGUCCAACAUUGCUGGCCUUGAAGGACAUCAAGGUGUCGAAGGCUGCAUUCGGAUGAACUAAGGCUCUGCUGCAGAUUCGCUCCAGCAUCAAACAACUAGGACUUUGCAAACAAGUCAUCCUUGGCCGUGUCGUAAGAUGGGCAAAGAUUUGGCAAGGCUAACGCAGACCCCUCCGUGAGAUCAUUGCAAAAUGAUCGGGUCAUGAGACUCGGGGUCUUGCUUUGGUUUUGGUUUCUACUAGAGCCUGCAAUUUGCACCGAACUUAACAGAAAUUGAGUUCUUCUACAUUAGAAAGCAUCAUGGUCUUUUCCCGUGAGCAUGCCAUCUCAAGAAAAGUCCAAAGUCCAGUGUAUUGAUUUUGGUUUCAAAGGUAAAUUCAUGCUUAAUUUGCUCUGAGAUCCUAUUAUUAUUAUUAUUAUUAUUAUUGUUGUUGUUAUUAUUACCGUCUGGCCUGCCUUUGAUGACUUCUCCUUUGUCGACGGAGCGGGCCUCCUUUUUCCAAUAAGGAGUCUCGCGGGUUCUGCGUGAACCUAUGCAGGCCAGGAAAAAAUACCUCUUGAUGACUUUCUUUGCCACGUGGCUCCUGCUCUCGCUGUUCGGAGGAGACCAGAUCCGGCGCUUGGCCUUCCUGCCCGGCAAGAGAUCCGGGGCGCUGCAGAGCUGGCCUCGCUGGGCCGACGGGUUCCUCCUGGAGAGCUUUGCCGACCCCGAGCACCUCGACGGCCAUGAGGGAGACCCCGAGGAGCCCUCGCCCAAAGCCCGGCGCGAGUUGAGGAGGAGCAUCUACAGGAACAGCCGGUGCCGCAUGGAGACCUGCUUCGACGCCUCCAAGUGCCGGGAGCACGGCUUCAAGGUCUUCGUCUACCCCUUGGAAAGAGGGGACCCCGUGUCCGAAAGUUACCUCAAAAUCAUCGCGUCCCUGGAAGAGUCGCGGUAUUUCACGUCCAACCCGGAGGAGGCCUGUCUCUUCGUCCUUAACAUCGACACGCUGGACCGGGACCACCUCUCCCUGCGUUUCGUCCGCAACAUCGACGAGAAAAUCCAAGGCUUCCCUCUCUGGAACGACGGGCGCAACCACCUCAUCUUCAACCUCUACUCAGGCACGUGGCCCAACUACACGGAAGACUUGGGCUUCGACAUCGGCCAGGCCAUUCUCGCCAAGGCCAGCUUCUACAUGGAGCACUUCCGCCCCGGCUUCGACAUCUCCAUCCCGUUGUUUUCCAAGGACCACCCCCGGAAAGGCGGGGAGCGGGGCUGGCUGCACAAGGCCUCCGUCCCGCCGCCGAAGAAGAAGUACCUCUUGGCCUUCAAAGGGAAGCGCUACCUGACCGGAAUCGGCUCCGACGCCAGGAACGCUCUCCACCACAUCCACAACGGCAAAGACAUCAUUUCCCUCACCACGUGCAAGCACGGGAAGGACUGGGAGAAGCACAAGGACACGCGGUGCGACAAGGACAACGCAGACUACGAAAAGUUUGAUUAUCAGGAACUGUUGCACAACUCCACCUUCUGCAUCAUUCCCCGGGGGAGGCGCCUGGGCUCCUUCCGGUUCCUGGAAGCAUUACAGGCUGCCUGCAUCCCGGUUUUGCUCAGCAACGGCUGGGAGUUGCCCUUCUCCGAAGUGAUCGACUGGAGCAAAUCCGCCAUCGUCGGGGACGAGAGGCUCCUUCUGCAGAUUCCGUCGACCGUCCGAUGUCUCCACAGCGACAAGAUCCUGGCCUUCCAGCAGCAAACGCAGUUCCUGUGGGAAGCGUAUUUCUCCUCCGUGGAGAAGAUCGUCCACACCACCCUUGAGAUCAUCAAGGAUCGGAUAUUUCAUCGAGAAUCCCGCCCGAGGUUCUUGUGGAACGUGCUUCCGGGGGGUCUGCUGGCACGGCCGGAAUUCUCCACCCACCUGAGCGACUUCCCUUUCUACUACCUGCAGCAAGGGUCCAGCCCUUCCGGCAAGUUCACGGCGUUCAUCCGGGCGGUGUCUCCAGUCGUCUCGCUCUCGCAGCCCAUCCUCAAGCUCAUCCAAGCCGUCUCCAGGUCCCAGUACUGCGCCCAGAUCUUGGUUUUGUGGAGCUGCGAGAAGCCUCCGCCACAAAGCAGUAAAUGGCCGCAGACGCCGGUUCCCUUGAGAGUCAUCCACAGCAGCAGCAACAAGGUCAGUGACCGGUUUUUGCCUUACCCUGCCAUCGAGACAGAUGCGGUGCUGAGCCUGGACGAGCACACCAGCCUCUCCACCAACGAGGUCGACUUUGCCUUUGUGGUGUGGCGGAGCUUCCCGGAGCGGAUUGUGGGCUUCCCCAUGCGCAGCCACUUCUGGGACGCCGGCAAGAGCCAGUGGAGCUACACCUCCAAGUGGACCAACGAGUUCUCCAUGGUCCUCACUGCAGCUGCCUUCUACCACAGGUAUUAUCACAGCCUCUUCACCCAUUUCUUGCCGGCUCGUCUACGUGGCCUCAUUGACCAGAUCGCCAACUGUGAGGACAUAUUGAUGAACUUCCUCGUUUCCGCUGCCACCAAGCGACCUCCCAUUAAAGUGACCCAGAAAAAGCAGCACCGAGAGAGUCCCGCUUCGCAGAUGUUGAAGAGUGCUCCUCCGUCCAACGGGAACCUUCAGUUUUCCCAGCGUCAGGACUGCGUGAACCAGUUUGUGAGCUGGUUCGGAUACAUGCCACUGGUGCAUUCCCAGUUCCGCCUGGACCCGGUGCUCUUCAAAGACCAAGUGUCCGUCCUGCGGAAGAAGUACCGCCACCUCGAGAGGGACUAGCUCCGCUGGAGAACAACACAUGGCCAACCCUUGGACCAAAAGCAAGAAGCUUCCCGGCUAGUGAACCAUCGGAGCCCAAGAGCAGCAUAGUGCUAUUUUGGUCCCAUCCGCAUGGUCAAUAACCUCAUUGAAACGGAGGCCAUGCUUGUCCAUCAGACUUUGGGUACCCAAAGGUGGGACCUCACCUCACUGGUCGCUGUGGAAGUGCCAGGCGGAUUUUCACGCUUUUAUUGGGUUUUACCAGUACUAAUAAAGGUUUGCAGGAA
Molecule: messenger RNA, 5800 nt
Organism: Anolis carolinensis (green anole)
Lineage: Eukaryota; Metazoa; Chordata; Lepidosauria; Squamata; Anolidae
Gene: extl1
Product: exostosin like glycosyltransferase 1
Exons: 11
Coding region: 3312-5534 (740 amino acids)
Cellular component (GO): membrane
Molecular function (GO): glycosyltransferase activity
Source: RefSeq, a predicted model, not a curated record